UAGGCACGUGCCAUGAGUGUAGAUUGUAGAUUCUAGAGCUACCACAGGUUUUCCUGUGGCUACGGCAUCGCGAACUUCCUCCGAGACCUGGAGAAACUUGCUUUGCGCAAGGCCAUGAAGGCGUCGUGCGGGAAGAGUCAAUCCCGGCGCUCUGGUUUUCCUGCAGCAGUGGCGAGCCGCAGCUCGUGAAGCAAACAUAGUAGGUAGGUAGAUAAAACACUAUGCUGUGAGAUAAGUAAGGUACGAGUGGAGAAGAGAAGAGAAAGUUGCGGAGGGCUUUAUCGGCGAUAAGAAAGGAUAGCGUCUUUGGCCGCAGCGGUCACCGGAAUCCAAAGCAGCAUCGGGACACCUCAGCAAUCACGCUGAAUCUCGUCGCACUUCCUUCCCUCCCCCUCCCCCUCCCCCGUCUCUUCCAAUUAUAAUCGCGGCUUUACAUUAUUUCUUCAAUUUAGGAUUAUCUCCUGGUGAGAGACACUGUGUCCUAGGCGCGGUCAGCUGCACGACCGCCCAUCAUCACAAUGAGGCCGAUUACAGCAUUCGCUGCAUUCUGCUGGUUCCUCCUGUCAAGCAGCAGCUUAGUAUGCGCCGAACCCAAUUUCAAGCCCCCCCAGGCAUUCAAGAACGUAAACCUGGUCCGAAAUACCAACUUGGAAAAAGGAUAUGUUCGGGAGACCGUCAACGUGGUAGUGGAGAACGUGGAUAAAGACCCGCAGAGCACCUACUACAUAGCCUUCCCAUCAGACGUAUUUAACAAGGUCGGAGGUCUAGAAGUGAGAGAUAGGAAAGCACCAGAGAAGGGCCCUUUCGACGUGGAUGCGUUGUCUGUUGAUUUUCCGAGUGAUGUCCAAUAUUUUGCUGUUGACUUCCCCGAGCCUCUUGCGCCUAAAUCGCAGGUUACUUUAGGGAUCUCGUACUACCUCCUCUCCUCUCUGAGCCCGCGCCCUGCUGCCAUCAACCAGGCAGAUAAACAGUACCUCGCCUACUCAUUCUCUGCCUACAUCCAUUCAGCUUAUCCGACUGUGACCCAAAAGACGAAAUUGAAACUUCCCAGCACCAAUGUACCUGACUAUACUACUACCACCGGUUUGAAGCCCGGCUCGGAUCCAGAGCGUCAGGGCACAACUUACACUUACGGCCCCUAUGACACGGCUGAAGUUGUUCCCGGAACUGUCUAUCCGAUUAGCGUGCGCUAUGAAUUUACCAAACCGGUGAUAACGGCGUCGCUGCUGGAACGAGACCUGGAAGUGUCUCAUUGGGGUGGAAACUUGGCGACGGAAGAGCGCUACUGGCUUCGCAAUAACGGCUCCAAUCUCGUGAAUCAAUUCUCGCGCGUCGAGUGGACGCUUACCAACUUCCAGCAGCUGCCUUCCUCCGCCAUCCGUGAGCUCAAGUACCCUUUAAAGCCGGGUUCGGUGGAUCCCUACUUCAUUGAUGACAUCGGGAACGUGUCCACGAGCCGCUAUCGUCCUGGCAAGCCUCCUAAGCGUGAUGGAUCUUUGGAACUUCGCCCCCGGUAUCCCGUAUUCGGUGGCUGGAAUUACAGCUUCCGCAUUGGCUGGAACAAUGAGCUCUCAGCUUUCCUUCGCCGGGUGGCCGGUGACGAUUCGUAUGUGCUCAAGGUUCCUUUCAUCGAGGGACCCAAGGUGCCUGAAGGUGUUCAGUAUGAGAAGGUCGUCGUUCGGGUCGUGCUUCCUGAGGGAGCUCGCAACGUCCGGUAUGAGAUAAUUGAUACUGCCUCUAACAAUGGCCUUCCUCCUACCGACCAGAUUAAGUUUCAUGUGUCUCCCCACAAGACCUUCAUGGACACGUUGGGACGUACAGCAUUGACCCUGACCGUGGAGAAUCUGUCCGACGAGGCCCGUGAUUCUCAGUUGGUGGUCACCUAUGAUUAUUCCUUCUGGGAUGGAAUACGUAAGCCCGUAACCAUCACCGCCGGACUGCUGACUGUUUUUGCAGCCGCAUGGGCAAUUGGAAACAUUGAUGUGAGCAUCAAGGAACGAUAGAGUGUAUCAUGUACUAUUUGUAUUCAAUCUUUUUAUACCUGAGCAAUGUAACUGUCCUCUUCAGUAAAAGCAGACUUUGAC
Messenger RNA from Aspergillus alliaceus, 2084 nucleotides. RefSeq names its product dolichyl-diphosphooligosaccharide--protein glycotransferase subunit OST1. The record is from RefSeq and is a predicted model, not a curated record. The coding region runs from base 519 to 2003 and encodes 494 amino acids. Lineage: Eukaryota; Fungi; Ascomycota; Eurotiomycetes; Eurotiales; Aspergillaceae. The transcript is spliced from 3 exons. Gene Ontology annotation, cellular component: oligosaccharyltransferase complex; membrane.